AUGGCAUUCAAAACAACUUUCUUCUACUUUCUGGUGCUGGCUUGUUUUGUCCAUUCUCUUCAGUCUGCAAUAGUGAAGAGAGAGGCAGAUGAUGCAGCUGGCUCCGGGUCCCCACUCAACAUAGAGAACCCUCUUCAAAAAUUUGAGGAAGUCAUUGGAUCUCUGAAUCCAAAUACUUUCUUUAAUGUUUUUAACAAAUUUCUUCAACCUCCUAAAAAUUAG
Molecule: messenger RNA, 222 nt
Organism: Danaus chrysippus (African queen)
Lineage: Eukaryota; Metazoa; Arthropoda; Insecta; Lepidoptera; Nymphalidae
Source: the annotation of a GenBank genome assembly